This is a messenger RNA of Microdochium trichocladiopsis, 1804 nucleotides long. RefSeq lists its product as uncharacterized. The transcript has a single exon. The coding region runs from base 93 to 1529 and encodes 478 amino acids. The record is from RefSeq and is a predicted model, not a curated record. Lineage: Eukaryota; Fungi; Ascomycota; Sordariomycetes; Xylariales; Microdochiaceae.
AGCAGUACACAGUGGCUCCCCGAGGCUCGAGGCUUCUGGGCCUGCCGCAGGAGCUGUUUGACGAGAUCACCCGGUAUCUGUCGCCGGCGGCGAUGGUGCUGCUCGCCCUGGCCAGCAAGGAGCUGUUUGCCAUGUUCUGCCGGUCGAUGCCCUCCACAGGCAAGCCCGGGGAGGAGUACCGGGUGCUGGGCCGGUACAUCAGCCAGGCGGACGAGGCGGUGCGCGGGGGCGGGCGGUACCGAGGGAUGUUGCUGAGCACGCUGGACCUGGACUCUGCGAUGCUCGUGUACUGCUACAAGUGCCGGGGGAUGCACGACCCGUUUGACGCCUUUGCAGACCGGGUGUACGUCCCGGCCAAGUCUGCGCGGUGCACCGACUACGACGAGGGCAGCAGCCACAUGCCGCCCCGGGCCACGCGCAAGCUGCUGCGCGCAGUCACAAAGCACCGCCUGCGCGGCCUCGACCACAGGGCCCUGCUGCAGCAGGUCAACAACACAAAGACGCUCUGCAGGGCCGGGCACGUCGUCCAGGUCUCCCUGCGCAUGCGAUACCGCGGGGACGACAUGCUCCUGCGCCGCCAGCACGUCGUGGCGAGCCUCGACAAGACGCCCCAGGCCUUGUUUCUCUUCCGGCUGCAGCUCCUCCACAGCUCCCGCGGCGGCGACACCUGCAACUCGUCCCUCCUCAAGGGCAUCCCCGGCAUCCACCGGCCCUGCAACCACGUCUCGUGGUUGCAAAUGUAUAAACAUGUCAUCGACGACCUCAUCCUCGACCCCCUGUGCUGCUACUCCCAGAAGAGAGAAACAUCGUUACCACCCGUCGUCCACAGAGACCACAACACGUCCUGCUUCAGCCGUGAACCGCUAGACCUCGCAGGGCAGCCGGGCAACGUCGUCUCCCAGAGCCUCAGCCAAUACUCGACGUCCGGGUCUGCCUCCUCCUCCUCCUCUCCCUCCCCCUCCAGCCGCGGUCUCCCAACGACAGAACCCGCCCUGCUCGGCGGCCGCGUCCUCGGCUGCGACCGCUGCACGACCGACAUGCACCUCGCCAUCAUCCCCUUACCCGAGCCGUACGGCUGGGGCUUCGCCCUCACGACGUGGAUCGAUAUUGGCACCAUGGACCUGAGCAGGAAGUGGGACAGCCACCGCCCGGGCGCUGGGCCUCGGAGGGACUACCCCCGGGACAACAGCGGCAGCAGCAGCAGCCACGAGCCGAUCGGGUCAAUCUGUGCACGGUUUGAAGGCCUUGCGGGCAGCCCUGCUGCUGCGGACAACAACAAGGGCGGCGGCGUGAGGUUCGUGCCCCAGGUGUCGGAGCUCGACUUGGCGAGGUUGACCAACUUUGGGUCCAUGUCAUAUAGCGUCGGCGGCAGCAGCAGUAAUAGCAGUAGUAAUUGUAGCGGGACGCCAAGUUCAGCAGCGGCGGCCGCGGCGAGGGGCACGCUGCGAACAUGGAGCAUCGAGCAUGCCGUGGACCCGGCGACGGGGAGGAUAUUGGAUCCCGAUCCGCUGACUGCGGAUGACUACUGACGGAAGGGAGCACGUUCCGGACUUGGGGAGCAUGUCAAGAUGUUGUUUGGUAAGUGGUAUAACUUUUUCGGACGGCCGCCGAGGGAAAAUACCAGCUGUUUGUGCAUGUAUGCCUCCGGCCACUUUGUCCUCUCUCUCUCUCUCGAAAUAGCAAGCAGGCAGGCAAGCAGGCAGGCAGGCAAAAAAAAGCCAAAAAGGCAGACCAGCCUCCCCACGGGUAAUGCAUGCCCGCGGCGGGUUUAAGGCAGCUUCACAAACACAGGACUGCCGGCGCA